Molecule: messenger RNA, 387 nt
Organism: Exophiala bonariae
Lineage: Eukaryota; Fungi; Ascomycota; Eurotiomycetes; Chaetothyriales; Herpotrichiellaceae
Exons: 2
Coding region: 1-387 (128 amino acids)
Source: RefSeq, a predicted model, not a curated record
AUGAGUAAAGAGGAGGUCCUCCACGCUUAUCGCAAGCUGAUGCGAACGAGCCUUCAAGCAGUUCAAUAUUCAAAGCCAGCACGAUUCGCUGUCCGAGACAUCAUCAAUGAGGCUUUCAGAGAACAACCUGCCACGGCCUUCAGUGCAUUCCGAAUCAAGAAUACGAUCGAGUUUCUCGAAACUGCCAAACAACAGAAUGGAUUUGAACAUAAAAUCGUCAAAAACCUGACCAUGGUCAAAUAUUGGCAGAAAAUGAACAGAGACAAGACCAUGCUUACAACUGCAAACAAUGAUUACACUCGCGAUAUCCGCCUACAGACUCGAUUGCAAUUCUCAGCCACUUUGACUAUGCUGAAUGAAAGCCUCGGCACUUGCCUGGCCAUAUGA